This is a messenger RNA of Macrosiphum euphorbiae (potato aphid), 792 nucleotides long. NCBI's taxonomy places the organism in Eukaryota, Metazoa, Arthropoda, Insecta, Hemiptera, Aphididae. The record is from the annotation of a GenBank genome assembly.
AUGUCUGGGAACAGUGAUGAAGCAUUCCAUCGUACUGGAUCAUUUCGUCGUGUCUUACCUCCAGGGAAUGAUACUACCGGUAUAAGUGGUAUAGCAGUCAAAUCUACCAAUACCAAUAACUCCUAUAUAAAUGCAAAUUAUAUUCCUUUUUUUCUUGAGUAUACCCUCAUGUCUGAAUUUAAUAUUUUGAGCAAAAAAUUAAUACCAGGAGUAUAUGUUAUACCAGCUGAUAAAACUCCAUUCAUAUGGUUCGGAGUAAUUUUCCCGAGGUACGGGCUUUAUAAAAAUGGAGUUUUUCGUUUUCGUUUACUUAUAGAUAGUAAAUGGCCAAAUUGUGAUUGUCCCAAAGUGAUAUUUGAGACACCUCUAUUUCAUCCAUUGGUCAAUCCAGUCACUGGGGAAAUGAAUGUUCAAUAUCAUUUUCCAGAAUGGAAAAAAGGAGUUAGUCGUAUUUGGCAUGUAAUAGAUCAUGUAUCAAAAUCAUUUUAUGAUAUACCUAGAACUAAAACUCCUGAAAAUUCAGAAGCUGCUGAAUUAUUAAAGACAGAUAAUGAGAAGUAUAUGAAAAAAUGUGAGGACUGUGUAGGACAAAGUCAAGUUGAUAUAUAUAAGCAGCCAAAACAUUCAGAGAAUAAUGAUCCAAACUAUUUGCUAUUCGAUAUUUAUGACGAAGAAAUUCAUGGAACAAUACGACGUUCAUGGCUUCAACAAAAAGAAAAUGACAACAAGUCUCAACAUUUAUCUUGGGUACAACCUGGAUCUUUAGAACCAUUUUCUCGGCCAAAUACGUAA